Messenger RNA from Botrytis fragariae, 1539 nucleotides. RefSeq names its product putative mfs allantoate protein. Gene Ontology annotation, biological process: allantoate transport; dipeptide transport; transmembrane transport. NCBI's taxonomy places the organism in Eukaryota, Fungi, Ascomycota, Leotiomycetes, Helotiales, Sclerotiniaceae. Gene Ontology annotation, molecular function: dipeptide transmembrane transporter activity; allantoate transmembrane transporter activity. The record is from RefSeq and is a predicted model, not a curated record. The transcript has 5 exons. Gene Ontology annotation, cellular component: plasma membrane. Bases 1 to 1539 code for a protein of 512 amino acids.
AUGGCGGACCCAAUUGAUGAAAAACAUCAAUCUACCGACUCUGAUGAUAUCAAAAAGAAGUCACAAGACUUAGAGCGAAAUGUUACCUUGGGUGAAGGGGAAUUGCAAGACCCCAUGUUCAAGCAUGCUGAUUCAAAUGACGGCGAUGAAGCGCUUAAAGCCUUUGCUGGACAUGACGGUGAAGUUAUUGUCAUGACGCCAGAGAUGGAAAAGGCAUUGUUGAGAAAAAUUGAUUGGAAUUUGAUGCCGAUGCUCUGCGUUGUGUACGGCCUCAACUAUCUCGACAAAACUACACUUUCCUAUGCGAGCAUUAUGGGGAUGAAAACCUCGCUCGAUCUUAAGGGUGAUAAUUAUCAAUGGCUAGGAUCAAUGUUCUACAUCGGCUACUUGGUCUGGGAGUAUCCCACCAAUCUUCUACUGCAGAGAUUGCCGCUCGCUAAAUGGUCAUCGUUCAAUAUCAUAGCUUGGGGUGGGACCUUGUGUUGCAUGGCUGCGACAAGCAAUUUUGCGGGUGCUGUGGCUGUGCGCUUCUUUCUGGGAGUCUUCGAGGCUGCAGUAACUCCUGGUUUUACCCUCUUUACAUCCCAGUGGUACACGCAAAGAGAGCAAGGCUUCCGAACUGGAAUAUGGUUCAGUUUCAAUGGCUUCGCUCAAAUAUUUGGUGGUCUCGUUGCUUACGGCAUCUCAGUUGGUGUUAAAAAACACGGAUCGACCAUUGCUUCAUGGAAGAUUGUGUUCUUGGCCAUUGGUCUGUUGACAGUAACUAUCGGUUGCAUAUUUUUAUAUUUCAUGCCGGAUAAUCAAUUGAAUGCCAAAUUCCUUACGCAACAAGAGAGACUUAUGGCUGUUGAGCGUAUCAGAAAGAACCAACAAGGUGUGGGCAAUAAACACUUUAAAAUGUAUCAAUUGAAGGAGGCUCUUGCCGAUCCGGUAACUUGGGCGUUCGUCUUCUAUGGAUUGGUAGCAGAUAUUCCUAAUGGUGGAAUUUCCAACUUCUUUUCCCAGCUUAUCGUUUCAUUUGGCUACACUCCCGACGAAUCACUUCUUUACGGAACUCCGGGUGGUGCUGUCGAAGUUAUAGCCCUCAUUGCAUGUGGUUAUCUUGGAGAUAAAUAUGGACACAGACUUCUGAUCUCUAUAUCUGGUCUCUUGAUAGCGAUGUUAGGCAUGAUACUUAUAGUUGCACUUCCUUUAUCCAACGACAGUGGUCGUUUGGCAGGCUACUACCUAACACAAGCUUCACCAACGCCGUUCACUGCGCUUCUCUCCAUGAUAUCGAGUAAUGUCGCAGGUUAUACCAAGAAAACAACAGUCGCAGCCCUACCCGCAGACGCGCCACGGUAUAAACCAGCGGAAAUAACCAUCAUUGUAUGUUAUGGAGUGUGUGCCCUGGAUGUGGCUUUCAUUGCUUGGUACUACAACAGGAUGAACAAGAAGAACGAAGCGAUUAGAGCCGCGCCAGGUUACAGAAAGCUAGAUAAACAAGAGUUUCUUGAUUUGACGGACAAGGAAAAUCACGAGUUUGUCUAUGCCCUGUAA